GCGCGGCCCGGGCAAGCUGCGCGAACUUUUGCCAGCACAGCUCGGAGCAAAGUGGCGCACGCACGCCGGGAUCCCAGGCUGCCUUCUUCCAAGACGAAUGACAGCAAAAAGGGCAACGCGGGGAAGUGAGGAACAAGUUUGCCUCUGAGACCGCUAACGCUCUUUCUCACUCUCAGCAUCCUCAAGGGAGGGAGGGUGAGGCGGCCUGAAUGUUUCUUCGUGUCUGAGUGAUUCGGCCAAGACAAGGUGAAUGUACAGCAUCAUGAUGGAGACGGACUUGCACUCCCCCGCGGUGCAACAGACCAACCCGUCCAACCCCGGGGGCCACGGUGGCGGCGGAGGCAAAGUCCCACAGGAGCGAAUCAAGAGACCCAUGAACGCCUUCAUGGUGUGGUCGCGUGGCCAGCGACGCAAGAUGGCCCAGGAGAACCCCAAGAUGCACAACUCGGAGAUCAGCAAGCGGCUGGGGGCCGAGUGGAAGGUGAUGACCGAGGCCGAGAAGCGGCCCUUCAUCGACGAGGCCAAACGGCUGCGGGCCAUGCACAUGAAGGAGCACCCGGACUACAAGUACCGGCCGCGGAGGAAGACCAAGACGUUGCUCAAGAAGGACAAGUACUCGCUGGCCGGUGGGCUUCUCGGCAACGCGGCGGCGGGGAUGGGCGGCGGGCAGCGGCUGGAGAGCCCCGGUGGGGGGGCCCUGGGGUCCAGCGCGGGCGUGUACACGGCGCACGUCAACGGUUGGCCGAACGGCGCGUACUCCGUCGCGGCUGCGGCCGCUCACGCCAUGAUGCAGGAGGCGCAGCUUGCUUACACGCAACACCCGGGCGCCGGCGCUCACCCGCACCACCACGCGCACCAGCACCCGCAUAAUCCGCAGCCCGUGCACAGGUACGACAUGAGCGCCUUAUCUUACAGCCCCAUCUCGAACUCCCAGAGCUACAUGAGCGCCUCUCCGCCCGUCUACGGGGGCAUCACGGGCUACACGCAUCACCAGCACCACAGCGCCGGCAUGUCACCCGUGCCGGGGGCGCUCGGGGGAACUCUGGGAACCCUGGUGAAAUCGGAGCCGAGCGCGAGCCCUCCCGUGUCCACGGCGCGCCAGCCGUGCCCCUCGGGGGACCUGCGGGACAUGAUCAGCAUGUACUUGCCCACCGGGGACGCGGCGGGUGACUCGUCCGUGCAGGGGCGCCUGCACGUGCUCCACACGCAGCAUUACCAGGGAAGCAGCGCCCACGUGAACGGGACGGUUCCCCUGACGCACAUUUAAAUGUAUUUGAUGUUUUACAAGCACUAAACCGCAACCAAAUACUCCGAGCAGUGGUGGGCCACUGCCGCUCGCGUAUAAAUUAAGGCGUUUAAGCCAUAAAAAUGCAAUCACCUUGAACAAAGUUUCGCCCCUUCCCCUCUACCCAUUCCCAAAUGUUUUCUUUCUUUUGUCUGGCCAAGCUUGGCGGAACGCUCACGCUGAUUUAUUUGAGCUCACGGUAACAGAGGUUGCCACGUUUUCACACGGUUUAAAUUAUAAUCCUCCAAGUCUGGUGCAUUAUAAAUUUUUAUUUUAUUUAAUUUUUCACGUUUUUCUGGAAUUUGGGGCGCUGGAAAAAGUGUUUUGGAAAAAGUUUCCAGACAGCAAUAUGAAUUGAUUUUAAUUUGUAACCCAUCUUGUAAACGCGUGAGUCGGUCGGUGUAAUUUGAUUUUGUUGUUGUAAGUGUUGUUAACGGUGAAUAAAUAUGCCAACUGAAAACGCUUUAUGCAACUGUAUUGUCAAAAGGAGGAGUAAUUCGCUUUUCCCUGCUCACUUAAUUUCCCAAACAUUUUCGCACCACCAUUUUGUUUUUGCUUGAAGUGGGCUUUCGCCGAACGAAAUUGAAAGAGCAUUAUGUCAUGAAUACAGAAAAAGUGGUUGCUUUGUAUUACAAAUGCUCCCUCCUGUGAUGUCCUGCUAUUUAUGCUUUAAAUGAUUAGUUCUCGAUUCGAUUUUUCUGUCAGUUUCGUUUACCCUUCGAGGGAAGUAAAUUGACUAAUUCAUUUUCAAUUGGAACAUAAAUGAUUGUUUUAUGUGAUACCGCAU
Messenger RNA from Hippocampus comes (tiger tail seahorse), 2072 nucleotides. RefSeq names its product SRY-box transcription factor 1b (gene sox1b). Gene Ontology annotation, biological process: brain development; negative regulation of transcription by RNA polymerase II; positive regulation of transcription by RNA polymerase II. Gene Ontology annotation, cellular component: nucleus. NCBI's taxonomy places the organism in Eukaryota, Metazoa, Chordata, Actinopteri, Syngnathiformes, Syngnathidae. The record is from RefSeq and is a predicted model, not a curated record. The transcript has a single exon. Gene Ontology annotation, molecular function: DNA-binding transcription activator activity, RNA polymerase II-specific; RNA polymerase II cis-regulatory region sequence-specific DNA binding. Bases 251 to 1267 code for a protein of 338 amino acids.